Harpegnathos saltator (Jerdon's jumping ant) is the source of this 4092-nucleotide messenger RNA. RefSeq names its product DAZ interacting zinc finger protein 1 (gene DZIP1). The transcript is spliced from 7 exons. Gene Ontology annotation, biological process: cilium assembly. The record is from RefSeq and is a predicted model, not a curated record. The coding region runs from base 402 to 3641 and encodes 1079 amino acids. NCBI's taxonomy places the organism in Eukaryota, Metazoa, Arthropoda, Insecta, Hymenoptera, Formicidae. Gene Ontology annotation, cellular component: ciliary basal body; cytoplasm.
UAUACUUGUCAUCGCUUUCGAUUGUUUUACAGGCGUAUGCGACAUCACCGAGGGACCAUACCUGCCUCUGAGUGUACACGUUAUCCCUGUUACUCUUUUAUUUCCAAAAUCGUUGUGAUUGGCGUAGAAGGAGUGUAAUAACUCUGCUCGGAACCAUUAUAUUGAAUGAAUGAAUGAAUCGAUUUUGACAGGUGUUUGUAUAUACUUCGUUCUGCAAAUUCCUUUGUGAAUCUCUCGUUCUGAUGAUCGCGAAUCGUCAUGUUUGUCAGUGGAAAUUUCACGUGGAUACAUGCAAAAUGUAUUCCGCAAAUAUUCAUGAGUCAUAAGUAUAAAAAUGACGUACAAUAAAUGAGGUUAUUAUACUCGUUCCCGAUAUGUAAAUAAAUUCGUCAUCCGACGCAAUGGCAUUCUCAUUUCGAAUUGGCACCAAUUGGUGCCAUGAUUUUCCGAAACUUGCCAGGGAGUCGGGAUUUUACUUUAACAUGCAUGGAUCUAGAGUACGAGUGGAUUGGAAUCGCAUAAGUGCCAUAGAUAUAGACAGAGUAAUACGUGAAAGAGAUUUCUCAACUAUUGAUGAGAAUAUCAACAAUGUAAUAGAUUAUUGUUUGGAGAGUGAAUAUGAUGUCAAAAUCUUAGAUUCUAACUUUGUUAAAUUAUUUAGACUAGCACAAUUGUCAGUGGAGUAUUUAUUAUAUUGCAAGCAAUACUUAGAUCACAGUGUAAUAAUACUGAAGGAUGAAUUAAGACUGAAAAUAGAACAAAAUGUUGGCAUGAAAAAAGAAAUUACUACCUUGCAAGAAACUGUAAAGAAUCUGAAGGAAAAGUCGAAAGAAAAGUCUAAAUUAAUUGAAACCAGGAUUGGUGAUUCUACUGGAGAAAUUCAUAAGUGUCCGCAUUGUCCGAAAACUUUUGUAUCUACUCUGUUUGUAAAUGCUCAUGUAGCACGUCGACAUUCAUACAUAUCAGACAUGUGUUUAUCUACUUCUCCUGUACAUGAACAUUACCGAGCAGAGACUGAAAAAUUACACAAUGAGAUAAAAACUUUGAAAGAGAGACUUAAUCAGACUGAAAGAAUAAUAAUGAAUGAGUCUGAUAAAUUGCUGGACAAUCCAGAAAGGGACUAUAUCAGGAAUAUGAAAAAAAAUGAAUACAAUGUUACCACAACUGACAAACAAGAGCAAAGAAAGUACCAAGAAGAUAUCAGCAACUUAAAGGAUAUGUUAUUUAAUGAAAUACGCGCAUUAAGAGAGAAAGAACAGAAUAUGAACGAGAGUAUCUUAGAAGCGAACGUGAAAUCUUUAAUCAAUCAACAAGAAAGAGAAAUUGAAAGUUUGAGAAGUCAACUUCUCGAAAAACUGACUCCAGACAUAGAAAGUAUGCAAAUGAAAUUACAAACGCAAGAAAAUUAUUGGAAAGCCAAGCUGGAAGACAUGGCGGCCCAACAUCACAGAGAUAUCGAAAGAUUGACCAUGGAAUUGAAAAUGACUCAACAAACGGCUGAUCGUACGAAAUCCGAAUAUCAGUCUAAAGUGUACGACUUGGAAAGGCUGUCUAUAGAUCAAUCAAACAUGUUGGUGGAACAAGGCAAGCAAUUGAACAGCCUGUCACGCGAAAUUAGCAGUUCGCAGAUACAAAACAACAACCACAGGGCCGGAGAAAAGGAUAUGGUAGGAAAAUAUCACGAAUCACCUAUAUUAAAAAUGAGACGCGAUAACGUCAUCAGCCAUACCAAAGAUAAUGAAACUUAUCGUAAGAACUCGAGCAACACAGGAAAUAACGAGAUAGUUAUCGAAGAAAUUGGUAGCGAAUCCAGUCGAGAAUAUAGUGACAGAUAUAUGUCUAAUGAAAAAGAUAUCAUGAAAGGCAAAGAUACCAGAAGCUCGAUUGCCGAUCUCAGCGAGAACGCAAAGUCCAAUCCGAAAAAUUCGCAGAGAUCAGAGACUGUUAUAAAAAUGAGAGACAAAGUGAAACAUGAUACAUUGAAAGAUGUAAGCGAAGCAAAAGUCCGCAAAAGUCCGAAUAGAAGUUUCCAUAUUAAGGAUUUAGAGGACUUUCCUGUGAACGUAAUUAAGAAGUAUAACAUUGAAAGAAAAAGAAUAUUUCCUACCGAUAAUACGAAAAAUAAUAAGAGAUCCGAAUUCUCAGAGAAGCGUAGCGUAAGUUCCAUGACAGAGUCCGAAUCUUCAUCGUCGAUGUCGCAGUCGGAGUCUGACAGCGAAAACGUUACAACGAACGAUGACGUCACGGUGAAGCAAUACGAAGUAAAAUCCAUGGUGAAGUCCUCCGACGCAAGAAGAACAUUGAUACCGGAAGACGCGCGCACUAUGCUCGACAACCGACUGAGAGAUUUAGGAAUUGAUUCUGAAUGGCAAGGUAUACCUGCAGCGACGUUUAAACAAAAGAUGGACAUUGUGAGACAUCAACAAGGUAUUAACGCGAAGAAAUUGCCGCAUUACAAUCGAAUAAAGCAGAAAAUACUCGAGGAUGUCCUUCGAAGGAUAUCGGCGAGUCGUGAGGAAUCUGAACAAACUAUAAAGACGAAGAAGUCUCCAUUACACAAGCUAGUCACUCACGUCAGAUCAAAGGCUGUGAAGGCGCUUAGCAGCCAUAUAGACAGUGAUGAACGUGCACCAGUUCGGAAAACGGGAAACACGACGCCGUCCAAAUUGCGUUUGAAGCAAAAGAUCGAACUCCUUCCUAGGAAAUAUAAAGACGAAGAAACAUUUGAGAAUGCACGCAAUUCCCCGUCGAUAAGAAAUGGGUCUGAUGUUUAUAUUAGUUCGAAAGCAGCAUCAACGCAACCAAGAUUAAUUGCUGAUCAUUAUAAAAGCACAAAUCGGAAUAUCUCCUCUGCAAGUUCCGUCGAAAGCUCACCGAAGAGUAUCAAACAGAUCUCGUCCAUGAAGAUAACCGUAUCGGAUAGUAACUUCCGCAAAGUAGACUCUCCGAUCGGCAGGAAGCAACUGACAACAUCGAAACUUUCUGAGAACAAUGACUCGGACAACACGAUCGCGCAGCAAGAAGAGACAAUCUUGUCUCCAAAAAAUAAUAGAAGCGUCUUGAAAGCAACGAGUGGUUCAGUUGGCAACUUGGUCAAGAAGAAGGUCAUUUUCGACUUAGAAGACGAAGAGACCAAGGCGAUGACAUUGGGAAAUAAUCCAGGAGAAAAAAUCCAAGCGAGUGACAACGAUUGGAGCAUCCUGAACUCCUCCGAGGCGAGAAAUUAUGCCUUGCAGAAAGAAAAAUCCAUGAGCACAGGUAACAUCAUCCUCAAGACUUCGCAGAGUGAUAAAAUCGCCGAAAUCUCGAAGAAGAUACAAGAACAGUUGACUAUAGCGAGGAAGCCGCCUGUGGGCUCGGUCGAAACGAUCUUCCGCUCCCACGUGAAUUUGCAGAACCUGACGGAUUACAACGCAAGGAAUCAGCUGUUGAGCUCAACCAGUUUGCCAAACACGAUUCCGGAGAGUCUUAUGCAGAGUUUCACAAGCCCCGAAGCGAAAAAUAACAUGCUCUUUCCGCAGCCCGCCCCGCGAACUCUGAAAGAUAAAGAUCUCGUUGCGGCUCAGCGCGAAAAUCAAAUGUCCCCGUUGAAAUAUUCCGAUUUGGACUCAGAUAUCGAUGAGAUAUUACAGAUGGAGUGAGCAAAUUAUCAUAUGCGAUAUCAAUCGCACAUGAAAUAUCUGUUCUUUUUAAUUGUAUUUCCGCGUUUGGUUUCUCAUCCCUUUCCCUUUGAGACGCGAGUGAUACAUGACUGUAAGUGCGGAAAGUGUAGGAGAAAGUGCAUAUUGUACUUUCUGUUUCUUUUAACUGCUCUUCCUGUAUUUAUGAUCUUUUUUUCUUUUUUUCUCCUCCAGGAAGUGUCAAACAUAUACCUGAUAAUCAUGUUUUUGGUAUACAAAAUAUAAUGCAGUUCACGAGAACAGACAGCAUUGUGAAAGCAGUUAGGAUAGAGAUUGGUUUGACCCACGUAGUGGGUCACCAUUGUGACACUGAGUACUGUAGAUAGAGAGAAGUGGAAAAAGAGUGCACGUGUUGUGCGUGUGUGUAUCAUAAUUUUUACAUCAUGGAUCGUGUGUUUACAAAUAAACAUGU